GCAGGAAAAGCCUCAGUCUUUCUUCAUGGUGCUGUGAUAGGCUUGGACUCUUACCCUCUCUCCCUCACUUUGCACAGAAAGAAGUCUCAUGUCUUGGAUAUAGACAUGAUGAGCUUUGUGCAUUCCAGGAUUUUCUUAUUUCUAGCUGCAUCACUGGUACAAGUACUGUUUGUGAAAUGCCAAGAAGGAAACAGUGGCUAUGAGUUGAGCUGCAUGGAGAAUGGUCAGGAGUACACAAACGGAGAUGUGUGGAAGCCUGAACCAUGCCGCAUCUGCGUGUGCGACAGUGGCGCCAUCCUGUGCGAAACCAUACUCUGUGAAGAGCUUUCCAAUUGUGAGAAUGUAGUGCUUCAUGAAGGAGAAUGUUGCCCCAUGUGCCAGACCCGCAGCAGCGGGGGUGUAAUAUACAAGGGUCAGAAAGGUGAACCUGGAGAGGUUCCAAUUGUGACUGGACUACCGGGGCGACAAGGACCAAUGGGACCACCAGGAUCACCUGGAUUCAGAGGAGACCGAGGACCCAAAGGAAGACCAGGUACAAGAGGUCCUCCUGGUUAUGAUGGAGAUCCUGGUGUCCCUGGACAACCAGGAGAGCCAGGUCCACCAGGCCAUCCCCCUGGAGGCCAGCUGUCUGCACAAAUGACUGGAGGAUUUGAUGAAAAAUCUGCUGGACAACAUGCCAUGAUUCCUGGACAACGGGGAGAAGCAGGUACAAGAGGACCACCUGGACCCAGCGGUCUGCCAGGAGCAUCAGGACCACAAGGACACCCUGGUGAAGCUGGAGAUCCUGGAUACAUGGGGCCUGCUGGUCAGAGGGGACCCGAGGGACCCCCAGGAAAACCGGGUGAAGAUGGAGACCCAGGUUCCCCAGGGAGUGCAGGAGAGAUGGGAUACCCAGGAUCUAUGGGACCAAGAGGGUUUCCAGGGUCACCAGGGCCCCCAGGCCUAAAGGGUCAUAGAGGACACCAAGGCACAAGUGGUCCAAAGGGAGAACACGGGGCAGUUGGAUCGAAAGGUGAAUCUGGUGGGUCUGGUCCGAUGGGUGCUCCCGGCCCCAUGGGACCAAGGGGCAUGCCAGGAGAGAGGGGACGCCCGGGACCAAGUGGGACACCUGGUACACGUGGCUCUCAAGGAAACAUUGGAAAACCAGGUCCAAUGGGGCCUUUGGGACUUAGUGGACCCUCUGGGUAUCCAGGUGCACCAGGUAUGAAGGGCCAACCUGGACCUACAGGAGUUAGGGGACCUGAGGGACCACAGGGGCAGAGAGGAGAGACCGGUUCACAAGGAAGACCUGGACCACUUGGCCUUCAAGGUCCUGUAGGUGUGGAUGGAGGUCCAGGAGCCAAAGGUCCAGUGGGAAAUGUUGGGCCCCAGGGGCUAGUUGGUCUGCUUGGUCCACCUGGCCCUCCAGGACCUCAGGGAAGCACUGGGCAGCCUGGGAUCAAAGGUCAAGUGGGAGAUGUUGGUGUUCCUGGAUUUAAAGGCGAAGCAGGACCAAAGGGAGAACAAGGUCCUCCAGGAUCACAGGGGGUAAUUGGGCCUCAGGGAGAAGAGGGAAAACGGGGGACCAGAGGAGACCCUGGAUCAAUAGGCCCUCCAGGACCUGUUGGUGAGAGAGGGGGUCCUGGGAAUCGGGGAUUCCCUGGUCAAGAUGGAUUACAAGGGGCCAAGGGUGCACAAGGUGACCGUGGAAUACCUGGAGUUUAUGGCCCUAAAGGUUCCACUGGAGAUCCAGGCAGAACAGGCGAACCAGGCUUACCUGGUGCAAGGGGUUUGACUGGCACUCCUGGAGUUCAGGGUGCUGAAGGAAAGGCAGGACCCCUGGGUGCAACAGGUGAGGAUGGGCGCCCAGGACCUCCAGGAUCUAUUGGAACCAGAGGUCCAGCUGGAUCAAUGGGAGUCCCUGGUCCCAAGGGUUUCAAUGGAGAUCCAGGAAAACCAGGUGAACAAGGGUCUCCAGGUCCUCCAGGACAAAGGGGUUUGCCUGGUAAGGAGGGAGAAGUUGGUCCACUUGGUCCACCAGGACCUCCAGGACCAGCAGGUGACCGUGGAGAACAAGGACCUCCUGGAAUGCAUGGCUUCCAGGGACUGCCUGGACCAGCAGGUCCAAUAGGUGACCAAGGGAAACCUGGUGAUCAGGGAAUUCCUGGUGAGGGUGGCCCAGUAGGACAAAUUGGACCAAGGGGAGAGCGUGGAACUCCAGGAGAGAGAGGGGAGCUUGGACCUUUAGGAUUGCCAGGAUCCAAAGGUAUCCCAGGAGCACCAGGACCUGAUGGACCAAAGGGGAGUCCUGGGCCUCCUGGUGUUUUGGGUGAUCUGGGUCCUCCAGGUCUUCAGGGAAUGCCAGGAGAGAGAGGAAUCUCUGGUCCAGCUGGUCCUAAAGGCGAACGGGGUACAGUCGGAGAGAAAGGAUCAGAGGGUACACCUGGAAAUGAUGGAGCAAGAGGACUUCCAGGACCUCUUGGCCCUGUAGGACCUCCUGGCCCAAGUGGUGAGAAGGGUGAACCUGGAACUAAGGGACCACCUGGACCUCAUGGAUCAAGAGCAAUGCCUGGAUCUCGUGGUGAGCCUGGUCCAACAGGUCCUGUUGGCUUUCCUGGACCACCUGGCCCAGAUGGUCAGCCUGGGGUAAAAGGGGAAACCGGUGAGCCAGGACAGAAAGGAGAUGCUGGAUCUCCUGGACCUCAAGGCUUGGCUGGACCUCCAGGACCUGUGGGUACAAUCGGUGUGGCUGGACCAAAGGGUGGAAGAGGAACGCAAGGAGCACCUGGUCCAACUGGGUUUCCCGGAUCUCAUGGAAAAGUUGGCCCACCAGGUCCACCUGGUCCUAUUGGUCAGCCAGGCCCCAUUGGUCCUCCUGGCAAAGAAGGCCCACAUGGCCUCCGUGGAGAUCAUGGACCACCAGGACGCCAAGGAGAGAGAGGCCCACCUGGACCUGCAGGAAGUCCUGGAGAUAAAGGAGACCCUGGGGAAGAUGGGCCAACAGGUCCUGAUGGUCCACCAGGACCUGCUGGAACAACAGGUCAGAGAGGAAUUGUGGGACUUCCUGGACAGAGAGGAGAGCGUGGAAUGGCAGGGUUACCCGGGCCAGCUGGUCCUCCAGGUAAAUUAGGAAUGGCAGGAUCACCAGGAGACAAAGGGCCCCCUGGCCCAGUUGGACAACCAGGGGCAAAUGGACCUCGAGGUGAUCCUGGUCCUAAUGGACCACCAGGAUCUGAUGGGCCACCAGGAAAAGAAGGAGUCAUUGGUGAACGAGGUGACCGUGGCGAUCCAGGACCGGAGGGACUGCUUGGGGCGAGGGGUGCUCCUGGUCCUCCAGGCCCCGUGGGUGCUCCUGGAGGCCCUGGAAAGAGAGGAGAUGCAGGGUCAAGAGGCCCUGUAGGACCCCCAGGGCCAGCGGGAAAGAGAGGACUCCCAGGACCUCAAGGACCUAGAGGAGAUAAGGGAGAGUUAGGUGACCAUGGAGAAAGGGGACAGAAGGGACACAGAGGAUAUACAGGUUUACAGGGACUUCCUGGGCCACCAGGCACAACUGGUGAUUAUGGUCCCCUUGGAAUAGUGGGGCCAAGUGGCCAAAGAGGACCCCCUGGACCAAUAGGACCAUCAGGUAAAGAAGGGUACAUUGGACAGCCUGGGCCAAUGGGACCUCCUGGAUCAAGAGGAAUAAGUGGUGACAUUGGACCAGAGGGACCUCCUGGAGAACCUGGUCCACCAGGUCUACCUGGAUCUCCUGGACCACCAACAGCUGCUAUGGAAGACUUGUUCGGAGGCCCUCAGGAUUAUGAUGUUGGUCCUCCUCCUCCUGAAUUCCCAGAGGAUGAGGCUCUGCCCAUAUCAAACUCAACAGAUUCAUUUCAAGCAGACCCAGGAGUCCAGGCCACUUUGAAGGCUCUCAGCAGCCAGAUCGAGAGCAUGCGCAGCCCUGAUGGCACUAAGAACCACCCUGCCAGAACUUGUGAGGACCUGAAGCAGUGCUAUCCCAUGAAAAAGAGUGGUGAAUACUGGGUGGAUCCAAACCAAGGCAGUGUGGAGGAUGCCAUUAAAGUAUACUGUAAUAUGGAUACUGGAGAAACAUGCAUAUCAGCCAACCCCCCCAACAUACCUCGCAAGGCAUGGUGGAAUUCUCCAGGAAACAAACCUAUAUGGUUUGGAAGCAUGAGUGGUGGAACAUAUUUCACCUAUGGGAACAAAGAUCAGCCAGCCAACUCGGUCACAGUCCAGAUGACCUUCAUCCGUCUGCUCUCCAAGGAGGCUUCUCAGACUAUCACUUAUCACUGUAAGAACACGGUCGGGUACAAAGACGAGGCAACUGGAAACCUGAAGAAAGCUGUCAUUCUCAAAGCCUCCAAUGAUCUAGAGCUGAAAGCGGAGGGAAACAGUCGCUUCAGAUAUACUGUGCUGGAAGACAGCUGCUCCCAAGCAAAUCGUAACUGGGGCAAGACCGUUUUUGAGUACAGGACACAGAAAACGGCCAGGUUGCCUAUUGUUGAUAUUGCCCCUGUGGACAUUGGUGGUCCGGAUCAGGAGUUUGGUGUCAAUAUUGGGCCUGUUUGCUUCUUAUAAAGCAGAGAGCAAGAAUGCAUUGAAGAGAAUCCUGAGACUCUUGAACUGACUGCUGACAAGUUCAGCCUUGUACAUAAAGUACAGUGGACUGAUCCAGACCGGUUGCAGGAUAUUUAUUUUGCCUUUCCGAUUACUUCACUACACAACAGGCCCCAUUAGUGUGUUUAUUAAUUAAAUGCUUUUAUUAAAAUAUUAAAACAUGAAAUGCAUACUCUCUUUAGCCUGAGUAAAUUCCAUUAAAAGAUACAUAGAUUAAUUAGUGAAUUCUGGUCUAUCCACUGAUCCCUGACAUUGUGAUGUCCAUUCAAUCAAAUUGAUAUGCCAAGUUUACCAGCACUAGACCCAUUUAGAAAUUGUAUGAAUUUACAUAUUUUCUUUAUUGUGAAAUUUUUCUUUUUUUUUUCAAAAAACAAAAAAAACAAAAAAACAAAAACAAAAAAAACCCACACAUGGUGCUACAGAGAAAAACUGUGUUUAGCAAAAUGUUUUCUGGUACGAGCUGUUGCCUCUGGAAAACAAUUUUCCUAAAACUGAUAUCUCUAUUCUGUUACAGUUGCCUUGUAUGAUGUUUGAAUGCAUCUGACUAUUAAAACUUAAUAGACUGAGUCAUUAGCGUAAGCUACCUCGUCUCUACGAACUAGGACAUGUCAAUGGCAUGUUAUAGUGUCACAGCACUUUUCCUAGGAAAAGGUACAGAACAGGGUAAGGGAAUGGCGAAUAAAAACACGUUCCACCAACGAUUCAAAUUCAGUGUCUCAUUAAAAAGGUGCAUUUUUCCAUUUGUCCUUCCAUUUUUUAAUUACAUACAUAAUUAAUGCACAGUGAAUUUAAAACUGUUUUGUCAGACAAUUUGGUCAAGCAUGCAUGUAGUUGGUUUAAUUCACAAAAGAUGGAUCUAGAAGCAAAAAAAAAAAUGUUGUGUAAUAUGUUGAAACGGACACUGCUGCGUCAUAUAGGCAGCUUUUGAGCAUGUUUUAUAGAUCCAGUCAUAGUUAGAAUGACAUAACUAAUCUCUAGGCAGUCAUAUUUUCUGAAGUGUAUUGUUACACUUUAGCAGCCUUGCACUUUCCCUUGUUAAACUACUCUUUAAAUGCCUAUAGUAAUUUGCAAACCUAGCUGGCCAAAUUUGUUCCUUAUGUAUUUGCUUUUCGAAUUAAAACAUAUGCGUGCCAAUUCCUGUUUCUCUUUUGUUAUCAGUGAGGAAUUUUGUUCUUGGUAAAUUCAUACUCAUUUCUUUUUUUGCUUUUCUUUUUUUUCCCCCCCCAUCUGAUGCAUGAAUUUUCCUAGCAGAAAUAAAAUAAUGAUUGUACAUUAAUAUGACUAAAGCAUUUGGUACAUAUUUAAAAACUACUGUGUUAUGGUAUUUGGUUCUGUAAUAUGCAUAAAAUAAGGCUUUUGAAGAAAUGUAUUUGUACAGCAUCAGAGUUUCUUGUAGUUUUCAACAGAGAUCUGCAAUGUUGUACUUUACAAAUUCCUAAUUUUUUGAAAAAAUAUUUGUGUCUUAGAAUUGUGCUGUGUAAAAUCUGAAUUUAAAAAUUGUAAUUUUUUGAAUAGCAUUUGAAUAUUAAACAUCGAUGUCAUUUUAUGUAUAUGUAUCUAUCCAAAGCAGCGAAUGAGCAAAUGGGAUCAUUUAGAAACACCAGCAUGACGCAGGAGCAUCUCUACAGAACUCACUGUCCUCACUCCUGCCAUCACUGAGCCAUAUUCAGGAAAACAUCCUUGCCAUUGGCACAGUAAUGAACCAAAAGGAAACAACACUGAAGUUUGAUUUUGCUAUGAAACCACUGAAAAAUGUUCAGGAGUCCACAGAACUCAGAAAAUCAUACAGUUUCAUUAUCUGAUGAAAUUACUCCACAGAAUUCAUUGAUGCAAUAAGUUUAGACAUUUUAAAUGUGACAGAGAACAUGCCUUCUUAAUAUUUCACACGCAUAAACUCAGGAAAACUGGUAUGAAAUACCAGUUAAGUAUAUAUACAUUUUUGUUCAAUUGUGUUUUUACGAUGCCACGUCUUAAUAAACCACUCAAACUAA
Electrophorus electricus (electric eel) is the source of this 6590-nucleotide messenger RNA. RefSeq names its product collagen, type V, alpha 2a (gene col5a2a). The record is from RefSeq and is a predicted model, not a curated record. NCBI's taxonomy places the organism in Eukaryota, Metazoa, Chordata, Actinopteri, Gymnotiformes, Gymnotidae. Gene Ontology annotation, biological process: extracellular matrix organization. Gene Ontology annotation, molecular function: extracellular matrix structural constituent conferring tensile strength; protein binding.